This is a messenger RNA of Capsicum annuum, 5459 nucleotides long. RefSeq names its product CCR4-NOT transcription complex subunit 9-like. The record is from RefSeq and is a predicted model, not a curated record. Lineage: Eukaryota; Viridiplantae; Streptophyta; Magnoliopsida; Solanales; Solanaceae. The coding region runs from base 4272 to 4724 and encodes 150 amino acids. Gene Ontology annotation, cellular component: CCR4-NOT complex; P-body; CCR4-NOT core complex. Gene Ontology annotation, biological process: mRNA catabolic process; negative regulation of translation. The transcript is spliced from 7 exons.
UGACAAUACUUCAAUUCCAAUUUAUCACGUGACAUGUUUAAGGCCAUAAGAUUAAAGGAUAUUUUAGUACAUAACUUUUAAUUUAAAGCUACAAUAUUCAACAUGACAUGUUUAAGAUCACAAAAUUAAAGGAUAUUUUAGUACAUACCUAAACGAUUCAAGUUCUUUUAUUUUCUUAAAUUCCCUGUCGAAGCCUCUGCAGCUGAUGCCCAUUUAUAGAGAUUGAGGUAAGUUUGUCAUUAUUAAGGCUUUAAUAAUGACAAACUUACCUCAAUCUCUAUAAAUCAGCUGCAGAGGCUUCGGUUCCAUCGGAGUAGGUGUAGGAGCACCGUCUUGUUCGUCUCCAGCUUAUAAUGCAAUUGGCUGAACAAGUUGUGUUUGAUCUAAGCAACCCUAAUCUUUAUGAAAACUCUCUUCUAGAACUUUUGAAGGUGUAUUCUUCUCGCUUCCAACGGUUUACUUUAUGAUACAACUCAGUUUCCCCGGGGAAUUGUUCGAUGAUGAUAGGUUUUGGAGUAAGAAAGUUCUACAAUAGCGUUUUCACGAAGAUCAGGGUUAUUAAGGUCAAGCACAAGCUGUUUAACCGAUGUCGACCGAGAGAGAUUGAGAUAAGUUUGUCAUUAUUAAGGACUUAAUAAUGACAAACUUACAUUAAUCUCUCAACUGCAGAGGCUGCGGUUGCAUUGGACUUGGAGUCGGGACGCUGCUCCUCUUCUGACGGCAUCAAAACGUCCGCAUUGAUGUCGACUGAUAGAGAUUGAGGUAAGUUUAUCAUUGUUAAGGACUUAAUAAUGACAAACUUACAUUAAUCUUUUUGAGUUGGUAUCAGCUGCGGGGGCUUCGGUUGCAUUGGACUAGGAGUAGGAGCAGCGUAAGGAUCGCAAAAUGCAAUCUGUUGGACAGUUUGUGUUUGAUCUAAGCAAUCCUAAUCUUCAUGAAAACACUCUUCUAGAACUUUUGAAGGUUUAUAUUUUUCACUUCAGCGGUUUACAUAAAUGUUUCGUUUUGUUUUUUACUGGUGUUUUGUUUUCUUAUUUUGAUGGAGUAUGGACUCCUCGGGCAUGAGUUUGUAUAAUUCAAUUCUGGAUUGCGAUGAAGUUUCUGUAUAAUUAACAAUGCAGGACUUAAGAUUUAUCUUACGUGUUAGGGAUAAAGUAGAAGACUGCAAAUACUAGGUUUUGAUGAGUAUCACUUGAGAGAGUUGAAUUGUUAUUGGAUUCACAGAAAAUUAAGAUGAAAAAAGACGUUGACGACUUAUUGCCUUUGGUUUCCUUUUCCAGAAGAGGGAACUUUUCUAGGAUUUGGCAAAUCCACCUAAUGAUGGCAUUGGUCAGAAUACCUCUGUCCCUUUUUUUUUUUGGUAAUGAAAUAUUGACCUCUGCCUUGUGUAUUGAUGUUCGAAAAUUAGGAAAAUACAUAAAUACUCCCUUGACAAUACUUUUCUGGAUAAGUUUAGGAGUGUAAUUUGUGUAUUUCCCCUUCAAAUAUUAAUUACAUGAAGGAAGGGAAAUGGCUAUUUACCUUGUGAUAUCAUAAAAGAAAGGGUACACAUCCCUUCUUUUUUUACACUUUAAAUGUAAAUAUAACUAGAUGAAUCUCAAUUUCCAGUUUGACCUUUUAAGUUGUGGAGGACUCCUCCAUGUUAGAGAGUAGACAGAUUUAUAAAAAUAAUCUAAGUAGAAAAUACGAUCUUGGGAGAACUUCUCCCGUUUACUAUAUGGAUUGCUGAUAUAAGCAAGUUUCCAAAAAUUAUGAAAUGAAUUAAUCUAAAAAGUCCUUUGAUUUUGCUUGUUUAGUUCUGAAAUACGGCACGUUGCAUCCUAUCCAAUAUGUAUGCCCAUUUUGCUUCCUACUGUAAGUCUUCAAACUUUAAAGGCUGUACUUGUUUUGGAAAGUGAAGAUUCCAGUUAGCCAUUGCAUACAACACUUCAUUUGCCUUUGGUAACAGUCUCUCAUUGCACAUUCCUUGGCACAAGAUCGUCAAACUGAUUACAUAGUUCCUUUGUGGACAUGUAAUAGAGGAGAUUUUGAAUUUUUGCAUAGGUGAAGUAAUUCGUGAUAACAGUGCAACAGGAGGAGAGAUGAGUUCUAUGGAGGACAAAUAAAAUCGCCAAAGGUUCUUGCAGACAUUGUGGAGUCCACAAUGGGUGCUGUAUAUUUGGAUUGUGUCUUUGAUGUGAAUGUUUUCGGGGUGGUCAGUUUUUUUCUUACUAUUUAAGUAUCUGCUGGCUGUGGAUUUUAUAAAAAACUCUAUUUUGUUUUCCCUUUCUAGAUUAAGAUUACCAAUGUAUGAAGCAACUAUGCCUCAAUCCCAUCUAGUUAGGUUGGUUAUAUGAAUUCUCUAUAUUUAUUUCUCUUGAUUUCUAUUAUAACUUGAAAAUAAUUAUGCGGGAUUAAAAAGUUGAGUCUCGCUGGCUUAUUGGCUAUCAGUAAGUGUAUAUAAUUUUCAACCUCUGUGCUAGUAAACACGGGGCUUCAAUUGUUACUCAUCGAACCCAUUUUCAUGCAAAGCUAGUUAUCCUAGUAAACUUUGCAUUAAAUUUACGCAAGCAAUUACCAUGUAUUAGUGACUUUGCUGCAAGCGGUGUGGUGUCUGAGUAAUCAUUAUGUAUGCUUGUUAGUUGUUAGAGGUAAAUUUUUUUACCUCUAGAAAUGUGUUGUGUGUUAUUCUCCAAUAGCAGAGGCCAAGGAAAGUCGAGGAAAUAUUGGGAAGAGUUGAUUAGACAGGAUAUGAUACAUGUUCAGCUUAUCAAGACAUGACCUUAGAUAGGAGGGAAUGGAACUCGCGGAUAAGGGUCGAAGGUUGGUAGGUAGUCCUAUGUUGUCUUAGCAUUAGUCUAUUCUUGUAGAGUUUGUAGUCUUUUGAUGGGUUGUCUAGAGCACCAUAUCUUAAUGUUUAUUGUAGGAUUAGCCUGCUCAUGUAUUCUUUGGCUUUGUGUCUAUGUAAUCAUUUGAUAUUUACUAUAUUUAAGUGGUCACACCUUGUUAGAUGUUACAGGUUCUUUGUAUAUAUUCUCCACAUUGCUCUCAUAUUAGUUGCCACUGCCAUUUUUCCUUUCAAUUACUACGUCGAUUUGCUUCUCUUGAGCUGAGGGUCCUUCAGGAACAGUCUCUCUUCCUUCAAGAGGUAGAGGUAAGUUCUGUGCACACUCUAUCCUUACCAGGCUCCACCUUGUGGGAAUUCACUGGGUCUAUUUUUGUAUUAGAUCAUCACUUAAUAUGAAACGAAUGGAGGUAGUAAUGAAAUGCUUGAAAAGGCUUGAACCACAAUUAAAAUUCAAAAUGUAAUAAUUAUGUUUAAGAAAUAAAUGGUAGUACUUACCACUUGCGGUCUAUGUAGUAGGGAUUAAUUGUCUAACAGUAUUUUGCUUGAAAUCCAUAUGCAACAAUUGAGUUUUUUGGUUUGUAUUCGUCUUGAUGGAGAUUAAAAAAUAACAAAUUAUGUGGGAUAGGGGGUUUAUGACGGCGGGUCGAAAACAACAAAUUUUGUUGGGGUGAGGAGUUGAAGUAAAAACGACAAAGUUGCACACAACCAUAGGUAACGGAUGAAAGUUUGAGUUGGAUUUCAUUUAUUUUCUUCACACUUUCAGUAAAGGGUCGAGAUUAGUUAGCACAUGUCAAUGUGAAUGAAACUCUUUUUGCCCAAAUUUGACCAUUUUCAUUUCUCAGUGACGGAGUGAACAAUUGGGGGGUGGUUACCCUUUUUUUGGCCAUUUUGGUUGGUGACGCAAGAACUAGUACCAUUAAUGUUUGUUGGAUUAUAAUUUUUUUCUUUUUUCUUAAAUUAUUAAUUUUGAGAUUGCUAGGCAGGACGGGUUGUAGUCUUUGGGUGUAGAAACUAUAAAAGGGGGAAAAAAGUAAAGUGAGCGAUAGGAAGGAAUCCGAUUGAGGUAAAAAUGGUAAAAAAACUUAACUCAAUCUCUUUCAAUUGGCAUCGGCGGUGGCGGCAGCAGAGCAUCAUCGUCGUCUCCUUGUGUCGGAGCUCCAACUGAUAUGUAUCGCCAAAUGCAAGUUGCCGAACAGCUGGUUCUUGAUCUUUGUUACCCCACUUAUCGUGAAAACGCUCUUCUAGAACUUUCUAAGAAGAGGGAACUUUCCAUGAUUUAGCCGCCUUGUUGUGGAACUCAUUUGGUACUUCUGUUGUUCUCCUACAGGAGAUAAUUUCUAUAUAUCUUUUUCUGUUGCCGCCAAACCUGACUCCUGCACAACCAAAUAGAGUUUGUAACGUACUAGCACUUCUUCAGUGUGUAACAUCUCAUUCUGACACCAAAAUGUUGCUCCUCAAUGCAAAAAUUCCUUUCUAUUUCUACCCUUUUCUUGAUACAACAAGCGAGUCUAGACCAUUUGAGUAUUUGAGGCUUACAAGCUUAGGUGUCAUUGGUGCUCUCGUGAAGGCAGAUGACACUCAAGUUAUCAAGAUUCUUCUUCCAACACGGAUAAUUCAGCGGUGCUUGCGCGCGAUGCAGAUAGGAAGUGAACUGUCAAAAACAGUUGCAACUUUCAUUCUGCGAAGAUGCCUUCUAGAUGAUGUAAGUUUGAGGUACAUCUGUACCACACCAGAAUUGGUUUUUGCGGUAGUCCGAGUUUUAGGGAAUAUGGUUGGCGCACUUGCUGCACAACCUUCAUCUAGUCUGCUGAAACACAUAAUUAGGUGCUAUCUUCGUUUGUCUGAUAAUCCAAGGUUAGUUUUCUGCUAUGUUGCUCAGACUCUUCAAAAAUAUUGAUUGGUGCGUGCGGAUCCUCAAAAAUUAAUGCACUUUUGGAGGAUCCGACACUGGUGGGGCAACAUUUUUGGAGAGUCCGAGCAACAUAUGUUUUCUGUAUAUCACCAGCCUGGAUUAUACUUUCAGCUUUCGUAUGUGUGAUAUAUCACAAUCCUCUUUGGGUUUCUCUCAUUUCUGUGAGGCUAAAGGCUAUGUGCAUGGCUUAUGGCAGGGCAUUUGAUGUAGUGAGAAUUCUUCUUCCUGAUAUUCUUAGAGUUACCACCUUCAGCAGUCGUCUUAGUGUAUGCAAUACUUUGCAAUAUAAGUAGCUCAACCCCUUCCCUCCCCCCCUCCCGCACCCCCACAAACCUAACACCCGGGGGCUGCUCCGUUAGUGAUCAUGAAGCAGUCCUUUUCUGGCAUUAGACCCUUGUUUUCUUUCUGACCAUGGGUGGUUUCGCGUUAUGUUAUGUUAUCAGGAGGAUCGAGUGACGAAGAAGUGGCUGCAGCAAUUGCUUCACAACGUUGAUGGGAAUCGGAAGAUUUGAUUGUGAUUCUAGUGAACUGAAUUCAUAAAACUAGGACUUAAAUUAGGAUCUUUUGUUGGAUUAGUUAAGGUGCAUAUUUUUAGUGCAUUUCUGUACUGUACUUAGGAUCUUUUGUUGGAGUAUUUAAGGUGCAUCUUUGGAAUGCAUUUCUGUACUUAAAUUAGGAUCUUUUGUUGUUGUAUUUAAGGGAGUGAAGCCUUGGAGUAAA